CGCAUCAGACCGUUGUGAAAUAGAGAGAGAGACCAUAGAGAUGUUGUGAGCCAGAGAGCACGAGUAUCAUCCCAGCGGCAAGGCAGUAUCAUCCCAGCGGCAAGGCAGUAUAUUCCCAGCGGCAAGGUCGCUGAGAAGAGGGAACACAGUGAUCCAGGACCUGAGAGUCUAUCUGUCUGUGUCUGUCUGUCUGUCUGUCUGUCUGUGUGUGUGUCUGAGUCUCUGAGAGUCUCUCUGUCUGUUUGUGUCUGAGUCUCUGAGAGUGUCUGUCUGUUUGUGUCUGAGUCUCUGAGAGAGUGUCUGUUUGUGUGUGUGUCUUUGAGUGUGUGUCUUGUUGUUGCUGCGUCUGUGUGAGUGAGGAUGAGGUCAUCAGGACUACUACUGUGUGUACUGGCUGUAGCGACGGUGUCCUCCUUCCGGUUCCCCCGUGACACGUCAUCUCAGAGCCCCAGGGUCAUUACGGAGGAGACCAACCCCACCCACCUUCUCCUGGACACUCUGAACACCAACAGCUCCCUCCCUGUCCCCCCUCUCCCUCCCGCCUUCCGACCACGCCCACCAGGCCCCUACCCCCCCAUGUGUAUCAAGCCCACAGAGAUUAAACAAGCUUUUAAGUAUGUGAACACGGUGGUGAGCUGUGUGAUCUUGGUGGUGGGGAUGAUCGGUAACUCCACCUUAUUAAGGAUCAUCUAUAAGAACAAGUGUAUGAGAAACGGACCCAACGUUCUGAUUGGCUCUCUUGCCUUGGGGGAUCUUCUCUACAUCCUCAUCGCUAUCCCCAUCAACGUCUUCAAGCUGAUAGCAGAGGACUGGCCGUUUGGUGUUCAUGUAUGCAAGUUGAUGCCAUUUAUCCAGAAGGCUUCAGUAGGAAUCACUGUCCUCAGCCUGUGUGCCCUGAGCAUCGACAGGUACCAUGCGGUGACGUCGUGGAGUAGGGUGAAGAGGAUAGGGAUCCCUCUGUGGAAGGCUAUGCAGGUCACAGUCAUAUGGCUGGUUGCUGUCCUGCUGGCUGUUCCUGAGGCUGUGGCCUUUGACAUGAUGGAGAUGCCUUACAGAGGCAGCAAGCUACGAGUCUGUCUGUUACACCCCCAACAGAAAACUGCUUUUAUGAAGUUCUACCAGGAUGUGAAGGACUGGUGGUUGCUAGGGUUUUAUUUCUGUCUUCCUCUGGCCUGCACCGGCGUCUUCUACACCCUGAUGUCCUGGGAGAUGUUGAGCAGGAAGAAAGGCAUGAGGAUCGCUCUCAACGACCACAUGAAACAGCGCCGCGAGGUGGCUAAGACAGUCUUCUGCUUGGUGGUGAUCUUUGCACUGUGCUGGCUACCGCUCCAUCUCAGCCGCAUCCUGAAGAAAACGAUCUAUGAUCAGAACGACCCCAACCGCUGUGAACUACUCAGUUUCCUGCUAGUGAUGGAUUAUAUCGGUAUCAACAUGGCAUCUCUCAACUCCUGUAUCAACCCUGUCGCUCUCUACUUCGUCAGCCAGAAGUUCAAAAACUGUUUCAAGUCUUGUCUGUGCUGCUGGUGUACAAGGAGCAGGAAUGUGAUUCCAGAGAGAGACGGUGUCCGCUGGAAGGGAAGCUGUCAUGGCAAUGAACUCGACAGAACAAGCUCUCGUUCCAGUCAGAAAUACACCUCCACUUAAACACACACACACACACACACACACACACACACACACACACACACACACACACACACACACACACACACACACACACACACACACACACACACACACACACACACACACACACACACAUGUACAUUCAUGCAUGAACACACACUAGCCCUUCCCUCCUGUCCAGUCCAGCUAAACCCAACCUAACCCAGCCCCAUCCCCUCUCCUUCUAAACCCAACCUAACCCAGCCCCAUCCCCUCUCCUUCUAAACCCAACCUAACCCAGCCCCAUCCCCUCUCCU
Messenger RNA from Oncorhynchus mykiss (rainbow trout), 1922 nucleotides. RefSeq names its product endothelin receptor type B. The record is from RefSeq and is a predicted model, not a curated record. Gene Ontology annotation, cellular component: plasma membrane. Gene Ontology annotation, molecular function: endothelin receptor activity. Gene Ontology annotation, biological process: endothelin receptor signaling pathway; developmental pigmentation; regulation of blood pressure. NCBI's taxonomy places the organism in Eukaryota, Metazoa, Chordata, Actinopteri, Salmoniformes, Salmonidae.